Messenger RNA from Rhipicephalus sanguineus (brown dog tick), 1937 nucleotides. RefSeq lists its product as uncharacterized. The record is from RefSeq and is a predicted model, not a curated record. Gene Ontology annotation, molecular function: nucleic acid binding. The transcript has 2 exons. The coding region runs from base 86 to 1864 and encodes 592 amino acids. Gene Ontology annotation, biological process: DNA integration. NCBI's taxonomy places the organism in Eukaryota, Metazoa, Arthropoda, Arachnida, Ixodida, Ixodidae.
GGUAGUAGUAGUUAGGAACGACAAAGUGCGCAUUUGUCUAGAUCCUUCGGACUUGAACAAGGCCAUACUGAGGGAGCACUAUCAUAUGCCGACAUUAGAGGAUGUAGUUCCGCGCCUGCAUGGGGCAAAGUACUUUUCAACGCUAGAUGCAUCUUCAGGAUUUUGGCAAAUUAAGCUAGACGAAGAAAGUUCAUUACUAUGUACCAUGAGCACUCCCUACGGCCGCUACAAAUUUCUGCGCAUGCCCUUCGGGAUUGCCUCGGCCCCAGAAGUUUUUCAGCGGGCAAUGCACCAGGUAGUGGAAGGCCUGAGUGGUGUCGCCGUUGUAAUGGAUGACAUUCUCGUUUGGGGAACCUGUCGAGAAGAGCAUGACACAAAUCUAGCAGCUUUGUUCGCAAGAUGCAGAGAGCACAACCUAAAGCUGAAUAAAAAAAAGUGUCAUUUUUUGCAGCCGCAAGUUCGAUACAUGGGUCAUAUCCUCACGCAAGAAGGACUUUGCCUGGAUCCCGGGAGAGUAGACGACAUCUUGCACGUGCCACCACCGCAAAAUUUCUCUGAUCGGCAACUGCAGGAAAUCCGGGAAGAGGUACUCAAGGAUGCAACAAUGACCGAACUGUGCAGCUAUUCAAGCACAGAAUGGCCUGAGAGCAAGCUUCAGGUGUCUGAGACCGCACGAGCGUAUUGGAACUACCGCGACGAACUUCACGUCGAAGAUGGCCUUCUCCUAAGAAGCAACAAGUUGGUCAUUCCGCUAACAAAAAGGCAAGAAGUACUUCGUUUGCUUCACGCGGCACACGGGGGUGAAGAAAAGAUGAAGGCAAGAGCCAAAGCAGUUAUGUACUGGCCAGGCAUGUCGGCGGAUAUUGCAGCUCUAGCGAAGGCGUGUCAACUUUGUCAAAGGUACAAGAGCAGGAACGCCAAGCUACCAAUGCUUAGUCCCGAUAUACCUACUUUGCCGUGGCAAGUAGUCGGAAUCGAUCUUUUCUAUCACGAAGGCCAUGAAUACCUGGUUGUGGUGGAUUUCUAUUCCUUUUUUUUCGAGAUCAAGCAGAUGCAUCGAACUACGGCAGAAGCAGUGACAAACGUGUGCAUGCAAAUCUUCGCCACGCACGGCAUACCAGCAAAGAUGUGCAGCGAUAACGGCCCCCCGUUCAAUAGCACGUGCUUCCGUGUUUUUUCAACGCAGCUGGGCAUCAUCCACGUGACUUCCAGUCCGCAUUACCCUCGCGGUAACGGCAUGGCUGAAAGGGCCGUCCAGGAAGCAAAGAAACUACUGAAGAAGUGCAGGUUUGGAACACUGGAGUUUUACAGCGGCCUGCUUGAAUGGAGAAACAUGCCAAGGGAUGACCGCCUAAAGUCACCCGUUCAACGGCUCAUGGGUCGACAGACGAGGACCAAGCUGCCCGUACUAGACUGUCACCUAGAACCCCAAGCCGUGCCGACCGAAGUUGUCCGAAAGCGCCUCGACGAAAUACGGCGAAAACAACGCGUCUUCUACAACAGAUCAAACCGGAAUCUACCGGAAGUGCAGAGUGGGUCCACAGUAUCUGUUUAUGAUACAAUAAACAAGACCUGGGCACCAGCAGUCGUCAUGGGCCCGGCAAGUACACCACGCUCUUAUGUUGUUGCGACUGAGAACGGCCAGCAUCUACGACGCACGAGGCAACACCUCAGGUCCACAAACGGGCAGGUUUUCUCGCAGCAGCCAGAAAGCGCGACAGCGUCCGCGCAAUCCAGUCCGCAGCCGUGCACCACCGAGCAGCAAGCACCUCAAGAAGCGCUGCGUAGAAGCGCAAGACAGCGAAGAGCGCCACAACGCUAUCCUCUCCCAGAGUGCCCAACGCAAACUGUUCAGCGGAUGUAGUGAAAAUUGAACUUUGAGUGGUUUUUUCAAUGUGCCUUCGUUUAGACAUUUUGUGUUCUGUUUCUUUUUUCGU